ACCAUAUAUAUUAUAUGUAGCAGACUUUACAGGAAGCGAAAUAUAGCUUGAAAAAAGAGCCUUUCUGGUUCGUUCUUCAGAUUCUAUUGGGCGACCAAGAAAAAAGACGGCUGGUAUUGAGAAGGAAAGAAGAAGAAGAAGAUGAACAACUCGGCCUCUGAUCACAGUUUUUACAUUGAGAGCGAAGAAGAAGAUGAUGAAAAGGAGUUUCCCAAAGGAGAAGAUAAUGGAAAUGAAUCGGAUUCUUCGGAUUAUUCGGUCGAAAAUCAGCAGCAGAACAAGCCCAGUUCUUACAAUACCUCGUGGCCUCAAAGUUACAGGCAAUCCAUUGAUCUUUAUAGUAGUGUGCCAUCUCCAAGCAUUGGGUUUCUGGGCACUCCUACAUUGUCCAGAUUAGGCAGCUCAUUUCUUUCCUCAUCACUAACAAGAAGGUACACUCCCGAGUCCUUACCGGUCGACGCGAGGCCCUUUUUAGUACCAGUAGAUGACGAGCAGCCGCCGCAGCAGAGACGUAGCUCUCACACUCUCCUUCCUCCAAUUCCUCCAUCGCGGAGAUCUUCUAUUCUAAGGAAGGAUGAGAAGGCAUCUAGAGUGUCACAUGAACACCCCAUUUCACGCCAGAGCUCGAAUGCACAAGCCGUGUUAAAUGGCAUAAACGUGCUAUGUGGAGUUGGAAUCCUUUCAACCCCAUAUGCAGCCAAAGAAGGAGGGUGGGCUGGGCUCAGCAUUCUGUUCCUAUUUUCAGUGCUUUCUUUCUACACUGGAAUGCUUUUGCGUUACUGUCUAGAUAGCAAACCGGGCCUUGAGACUUACCCUGACAUUGGCUUUGCUGCUUUUGGUAAUCCCGGUCGAAUUGCCAUCUCGAUCAUACUCUACGUGGAAUUAUAUGGUUGUUGCAUUGAGUACAUAAUUCUGGAGAGUGACAACUUGUCUUCACUAUUUCCAAAUGCGCACCUAAGUCUUGGCGGGUUUUAUAUGAACCCGAAAGUUCUCUUCGCGGUGUUGACCACCCUCGCUGUUCUUCCCACUGUUUGGCUCCGGGACCUCACUGUUCUUAGCUAUAUCUCUGCUGGUGGAGUUAUUGCAUCAAUCUUGGUGGUAAUCUGCCUGUUUUGGGUUGGUUUGGUGGACGGGGUCGGUUUCGAGAGGUCAGGGACAACGCUGAACCUUGGAACACUUCCUGUCGCAAUCGGUCUCUAUGGAUAUUGCUACUCGGGCCACGCAGUUUUUCCGAACAUUUACACUUCAAUGGCAAAUCCAAGCCAAUACCCUGCAGUCCUCUUAGCUUGUUUUGCCAUAUGCACUUUGAUGUAUGCUGGAGUUGCUGUUAUGGGAUACACAAUGUUUGGAGAAUCGACACAAUCACAAUUUACUCUCAACAUGCCUCAGGAUUUGGUCGCCACCAAGAUUGCCUUGUGGACUACGGUAGUAAACCCCUUUACCAAAUAUGCAUUGACCAUAAUGCCAGUGGCAAUGAGUCUGGAGGAGUUGAUUCCAUCAAGCCAUCUCAAGUCUCAUGUAUUUGCUAUUCUCAUUAGAACUGGACUUGUGCUCUCUACCCUUGGUUUGGCUCUUACUAUCCCCUUCUUUGGUCUUGUGAUGUCAUUGAUUGGAUCUCUGCUCACAAUGCUUGUAACCUUGAUACUUCCUUGUGCUUGUUUCCUGAGCAUUUUAAGAGGAAGAAUAACCCGUUUUCAGGGAGCACUUUGCAUUAUAAUUAUCACAGUAGGAGUUAUAUCAUCGGCUUUUGGGACAUAUUCGGCCCUGUCCAAAAUUAUAGAGAAUUUGAUGAGUUGAAGAGUUUUCGAGACAUUUCUGAAACUUUUGAGAGACAACAUUAUGGAGUCUAGUAGAUUCUUCAAAUUAUAUUUGUGGUUUUCCUUUUUUUAUUAUUAUUAUUUUUUGUUGUU
This is a messenger RNA of Morus notabilis, 1910 nucleotides long. Its product is annotated as amino acid transporter AVT1C. The record is from RefSeq and is a predicted model, not a curated record. Gene Ontology annotation, cellular component: plasma membrane. NCBI's taxonomy places the organism in Eukaryota, Viridiplantae, Streptophyta, Magnoliopsida, Rosales, Moraceae. Bases 142 to 1797 code for a protein of 551 amino acids. The transcript is spliced from 13 exons.